This is a messenger RNA of Ustilaginoidea virens, 2079 nucleotides long. RefSeq lists its product as uncharacterized. Gene Ontology annotation, biological process: transcription initiation at RNA polymerase I promoter. NCBI's taxonomy places the organism in Eukaryota, Fungi, Ascomycota, Sordariomycetes, Hypocreales, Clavicipitaceae. The transcript has a single exon. Gene Ontology annotation, cellular component: nucleus. The record is from RefSeq and is a predicted model, not a curated record. Gene Ontology annotation, molecular function: RNA polymerase I core binding; RNA polymerase I general transcription initiation factor activity. The coding region runs from base 1 to 2079 and encodes 692 amino acids.
AUGCGACCGUUCACACCGAAAUCCAGGCUCCUACCUGGCCCGGCCUCGAAGAAAAGCGUCACGCCGAUUAAGUCUAUUCUCAAGCCUGUUUCUGUGCUCGGCAGGCGGACCACGUUGCAUGACGGGCUCGACUCCUCGUCACCCGCGCCGGAGAGCCCGACCAAGAGACGCAAGGUGUUUUUCGACGACAUCCGAAAUGUAACGUACGAGUUCGCGAGCAGAACAAUGGAUGACGUCAAGCUGGAAGUGCGAAUCGCCCUGGAGGACCAUCUCCGCGGAAACGACGGCCAGUAUGAUACGCUCAAGGAAAUGUUUGCCAACGACAAGCAAAGCUAUCUACCCCCGGUCGUGGGUGAGCAAGACGAUACCUUGCGGCCCCAUGAACUGCAACUCUAUGUCAAGGCUCUCACGAGCUGCAUACCGAUAUUGAAGGGGAAGGAGUGCAACGGCCUGGUGAAGACCAUCCUUGAUUGUUCCUGGCUCGGACGAGAUGCCGUCUUCGCCAAGGUCUUUACGCACUUCCUGGCCGCCCUUGUCAGCGCACAAGGGUCCUAUCUGGUGCCAGUGCUGUCGAUGAUGGUUGACAAGUUCCACGACUCCCGACCGUCGACUUGGUCCGUGCCCGAUUUCCCACGAGUCAGCCGUGACACGAUGCGCGAGAGGCUGCACUCGGCCAUCCAGUACCUGCUGCAAAUGUUUCCGUCGUCCGUGGCCGUGCUGGAGACACUGCUCGGCUCCAAGUUUCCCUUUCCGGACGAGUCGAUGAGGGUUCACAUGGCCUAUAUUCACAACUUGUUGCAAGUCAAGACCUACGUCCCAGAACUACAGGACGAGGUGCUCGACCUGGUCCUGAACAGAGUCGUCAAGCUCGACUCUCAAAUGCAGGUCGACCUAGAGGACCUGGACGACGACGUCGCUGCCGCCGUCAUGUAUGCGCUGCGCGAGGACCAGCGACAGCCCGAGGCCUGGGAAGACGACAACUCUGACGAAAGCGACACUGAAUCGGUUCAAAGCGAGGACGUGGACUACGACCCACAAGCGCACAGGAUCAAAUCCGUCAAGGAGAGCGUGGAGAAGAUGGACGCGAUUCUGGACACGCUCUUUGGUGUCUACAGCCCGCACUUUGGGAACCCGGGCUCAGACGAAGCUUUCACCAUGUUCACCACUAUUCUGCGCGAGUUUGACCAAAUCGUCCUGCCGACCUACAAGUCCCGGCACACGCAGUUCCUCAUCUUUCACUUUGCGCAGCAGCACGAGCGGCUCACGGACGCGUUUUGCGGCCAGCUGAUUGCCACCGCCUUCCAGCCAAACACGCCAAACGUCCUGAAACAAGCCGCGGCGGCCUACCUGGCGAGCUUUGUGGCGCGCGGGGCUCUGGUCCCGGCCAGCCUGGUGCAGACCAUAUUCGUGCUGCUGCUGCACCAUCUGGAGCAGUACAGGAGGAAGUACGAGCCGCUCUGCCGCGGCCCCGACCUCAAGCGCUUCCACCCCUACUACUCCCUUGUCCAGGCCACGCUGUACAUAUUCUGCUUCAGGUGGCAAGACCUGGUCGUGUCGGCCCCCGAAACGGUGGACGCGGACGAUCCGGUCUCGUACAUUGGCCAAGACCUGGAAUGGGUCGGCACGUCGCGCAAGGACCUGUCGGUGCAGCUGUUUGGCAAGCUCAACCCGCUCAAGGUCUGCGCCCCCGUCAUCGUGGAAGAGUUUGCCAAGCUGGCGCACCGCCUCAACCUCAUGUACGUCUACCCCCUCGUCGAGAACAACAAGCGGGUCCGGUUGACGCAGUUCCUGUCGUCGACGUACGCGACCGGCGGAGCGCUCCGGGACGCCGGCUACGAGGACCAGGGCGAGGCUUUCCACCAGCUAGACCCGUACUUUCCCUUUGAUCCGUACCAGCUGCCGACCAGCAGGCGCUGGCUCGCAGGCGACUAUGUCCAUUGGAAGGCAGUGCCCGGCCUCAACGAAGAAGAAGAAGAGGAGGAAGACGACGACGACGACGACGACGACGACGACGACGACGAUGAUGACGUGCUGGUAGAGGAGACUGCGACGGAGAGUGACGGCCACGACUCCAACUGA